Molecule: messenger RNA, 646 nt
Organism: Dichomitus squalens LYAD-421 SS1
Lineage: Eukaryota; Fungi; Basidiomycota; Agaricomycetes; Polyporales; Polyporaceae
Exons: 3
Coding region: 324-581 (85 amino acids)
Source: RefSeq, a predicted model, not a curated record
UAAGGACUAGCUGCACAAGCCGUAGCUACAUGAGAUGUCGCCGGCGCACCGUUCGUUAUGUCGUUGGGCCAAGUCCAGUUAGGACGAAGCACACAUAUCCAUGUAUCGCAUGUAAGGGGCCGUCGAUGUCGCUGCGAAAUGUCGAGGAGGGUCCAAGGGACCUGCAGCGGGUAGCAGCACCCACAACCAUGCAGCAUAGAGUAAUUGAAAGGACGAGAGCUAGGACGAUCGCUGCGAAGAAGGAAAAGUGAAAGAAGGCAAAAAGACAGAAGAAAAAAAUGCAUGUAUAGACAUAGAGGGCUCCUCACGUCGGCAGGAAGAUCAUGCGACAGACCCAUUUGGUUGAAGAAGACGAUCACGCACAAGAAUUUACAAGCAUGCGAGAACGCGAGAAACAACGGGCGGCGGAUGGCACUCCAGCGGGAAUGAGCAGCCAUGACCGCGUACUCUUCCGGUGCGCAGAGCAGAUGCAAUCAAGAAGCAAGAGAAAGAGGCUAGAUGCACAACAGGACUCACACAAGCAUCGACAACGCCAGCAGUCGGAAAUGACGGCUGCGGGUGUUGUGGGCGUAAGCCAGUGACAUAGAGCAUUGUCAGAGUCGGAGAACGAAGGAGGUUGCAACGACGCGACGCGUUCCAGGCAUCG